Molecule: messenger RNA, 450 nt
Organism: Aspergillus aculeatus ATCC 16872
Lineage: Eukaryota; Fungi; Ascomycota; Eurotiomycetes; Eurotiales; Aspergillaceae
Exons: 3
Coding region: 1-450 (149 amino acids)
Biological process (GO): dUMP biosynthetic process; dUTP catabolic process
Molecular function (GO): magnesium ion binding; dUTP diphosphatase activity
Source: RefSeq, a predicted model, not a curated record
AUGGGCUCCACCGCUAACCCUCUCCCCGCCCUCCUCGUCCAGAAGCUCACCCCCUCGGGUCGCGCCCCGACUCGCGGCUCCGCCUUCGCCGCCGGCUACGACCUCUACAGCGCCAAGGACACCAUCAUCCCCUCCAAGGGCAAGGCCCUCGUCGACACGGGAAUCGCCAUCGCUGUGCCCGAGGGAACCUACGGCCGUAUCGCUCCUCGCAGUGGUCUCGCCUCGAAGCACUUCAUCGACACCGGUGCGGGCGUCAUUGAUGCCGACUACCGCGGCGAGGUCAAGGUGUUGUUGUUCAACUUCUCCGAUGUGGAUUUCGAGAUCAAGGAGGGUGAUCGUGUGGCGCAGUUGGUUUUGGAGCGGAUCUACACGCCUGAGGUGACUGUCGUGGAGAAGUUGGAGGAGAGUGUUCGUGGAGCUGGUGGUUUCGGUAGUACCGGUACCAACUAA